UACUAUUUAUUAAGCUAGGCUUGGCUAAUAUUAAUACUACCGUUUAUUAAGCUAGGCUUGGCAAAGGGGCAGAAGGAACCCCAUGUAAUAUGAAACCAGCGUUUAGAGGACACAGCAGUGUUCUGGACAGUGCUGUCUGAGGAGCUGAUGAGAACAUCACCACUGCCCUCUAGUGGUACAAAAAGUAGGUGGCGCUGCUGCACUUCAUAAAGUUAGUCGCAAUCUGCCAUUGAAAGCAAAAGAAGAGUGUUCCUAUGCUCAAUGUAAAGCUAAAGUUGUUUCCCAGGCUGUAGAUCUCCUAUUGGCCAAUCAGACUUGAUCAUGGACGGAGACUAGACAGAGGAGACAAUUUGAAGGCUCCAGAGAGACUCAAGCAGAGAGAGCAGUAACCAGAUAUAAACAAGCUUCUAGACACCAGACAGGACCCAGAGAGACCAGACAGAGAACAAAGAGAGACCUGAGUUAUGGAGACACAUCAGUGUGACACCUGUGGGAAGAGCCUUUCCUCAUCCAGGAACCUCAAGCACCACAUGAUGAUCCACACCGGAGAGAAGCCCUACAGCUGUGACCUCUGUGGUAAAACCUUUAGCCAUGUUGCCAACUUUAGAGCUCACAGCAGGGUCCACACUGGGGAGAAGCCCUACAGCUGUGACCUCUGUGGGAAAACUUUUAGCCGGGCUUGCCAUUUUAAAGUUCACAGCAAGAUCCACACAGGAGAGAAGCCCUACAGCUGUAACCUCUGUGGGAAAACUUUUAGCCAGGCUGGUGGUGCCAAACUUCACCGCACGAUCCACACUGGGGAGAAGCCCUACAGCUGUGACCUCUGUGGGAAAACUUUUAGCCGGGCUUACCAUUUUAAAGUUCACAGCAAGAUCCACACAAGAAAGAAGCCCUACAACUGUGACAUCUGUGAUGCAACCUUCUUCUCCACUGGUGAUUUGAAGAAGCACACUAGGACCCACACAGGAGAGAAGCCCUACAGAUGUGACGUCUGUGGUAAAACCUUUAGCCGUACCGCUAAUCUCAGCAGUCACCGCAGGAUCCACACUGGAGAGAAGCCCUACAGCUGCCCACACUGUGACUAUUCAUGUAAAAGAAAUGACCAUCUGAAGAGUCACCUGCGUAUCCACAAAAGAAAACAAACCAAAGGAGUUAUGUCUGGUGACAAACUGUCCCAGCAGUCACCACCUGAGAGAACUUCUGUAUGACCCACAGCUGGAAGAACUACUGGCCUACACCUACUGGAACAGCACAUGCAGUAACACCAUAUCUACAAUCCAACAUGACAGCACAUGCAGAACACCAGAUCUACAGUCCAACAUGACAGCACAUGCAGAACACCAGAUCUACAGUCCAACAUGACAGCACAUGCAGUAACACCAGAUCUACAGUCCAACAUGACAGCACAUGCAGUAACACCAGAUCUACAGUCCAACAUGACAGCACAUGCAGUAACACCAGAUCUACAGUCCAACAUGACAGCACAUGCAGUAACACCAGAUCUACAGUCCAACAUGACAGCACAUGCAGUAACACCAGAUGUACAGUCCAACAUGACAGCACAUGCAGUAACACCAGAUAUACAGUCCAACAUGACAGCACAUGCAGUAACACCAGAUCUACAGUCCAACAUGACAGCACAUGCAGUAACACCAGAUGUACAGUCCAACAUGACAGCACAUGCAGUAACACCAGAUCAAGAGCUUCUGCUGCGUGUGAUCCCUGAGAAGAACAAGGAAGAAAUAUGGAGAACAUAUUAAAUGACAUGCAUGACAAAAGUCAUGAAGUCCUGUAUAAAUCAAAAUCCUAACUCUAAAAUACACUUUACAGAACGUACCUUUGGGGUAGCCUGCUGGCUGGGGGAGGCCUGCUGGCUGGGGGGGGGACUGCCGCUGAAAUAUGUCCCGCCUACCCCAGAACCUCCCCCUAGUUCCAUUUAUUGGUAGGAAAAUUCAUGCUAAAACUGGGAAAUUCAUAGAAAAUUAAAGAGGCCGCGAAAACCUGUUAACCUGUAGCCGUCUAAAUCCAUUGCUAGCAAGUUAAAUCGCCCAUUGUUUUAUGAAAAAUGACCCUCAAAACGUCUGUAAAGUAACGUAAGCUGUAGCUGGCUAGAAAGCUGACAUUCGCCUCUUUCUUUCUGCGGGGCUGUACAAUCCCUAAUUUCACUGGAUAACAAUUCAUACAUUUAUGUAUUAUUAUGCAAAAUAUUGAAUGAAUGAAAAAACUAAGAAUAUCCCUUCAUGAACUACCAGCAUCAAAUGAUAAUAAACAAUAUAUAUAUAUCUUUAUUUUAUUAUUUUUAGGGGUGCUGAGAUGAAAUUUAGGGGUGCUUGGCGACCCCUAAAAAGGGUCUAAAAUUGCCACUGAAUUGUACCCUCUCUAGUGACAUUAAUAAUUGCAUUGCUGGUUAAUAUAAGGUGUGCCCCUACAUUUUCUGCUUGUGCUCCCAAAAUUUUCAGUCAGGAGCUACUGUGCUCCUAGUAAAAAAAGUUAGUCUGGAGCCCUGGUUUGGCCACAGCCGCUUUGUCAGAAAACU
Molecule: messenger RNA, 2536 nt
Organism: Osmerus eperlanus (European smelt)
Lineage: Eukaryota; Metazoa; Chordata; Actinopteri; Osmeriformes; Osmeridae
Product: zinc finger protein 239-like
Exons: 3
Coding region: 465-1208 (247 amino acids)
Biological process (GO): regulation of transcription by RNA polymerase II
Molecular function (GO): RNA polymerase II cis-regulatory region sequence-specific DNA binding; DNA-binding transcription factor activity, RNA polymerase II-specific
Source: RefSeq, a predicted model, not a curated record